AGAGGGAGGAAGGACGGCAGAGCUGACAGGACAGGACGGCUGUGCUCCUGAGCGUUUCUGGAGCAGAAGCUCUUCCCCAGAAGUAGGGACGCACCGGGCAGCAGGCACCAUGGAGCCCCCGUCGGCCCCUCCCCGAGGACGACGCGUCCCCUGGCAGGAGGUCCUGCUGGCAGUCUCACUCCUAACCUUCUGGAACCCGCCCACCACUGCCCAAGUUACUGUGGAAUCGGUGCCGCCCAAUGUUGCUGAAGGGAAGGAUGUUCUUCUGCUCGUCCACAAUCUGCCUGGGGAUCCUAUAGGCUAUGGCUGGUUCCGAGGGGAAAGUAUAGAGCCCAGCAGUCAAAUUGGAUCAUAUGCAGUAGACACAAAUGUAACUACCCCAGGGCCUGCACACAGCGGCAAAGAGACAAUAUACCCCAAUGGAUCCCUGCUGUUCCAGAACAUCACCCUGAUCGACACAGGAUACUACACCAUACAAAUCACAAAGAAAAAUUUUCAAGUUGAUCAAGGAACAGGACAGCUGCGCGUAUUCCCGCAGUUACCCAAACCCAACAUCUCAAGCAACAACUCCGAUCCAGUGGCGAAUAUGGAUUCUGUUGUAAUAAUGUGUGAACCUCAGACUCAGAGCACAAGCUACCUGUGGUCAGUAAACAAUGAGAGCCUCCCGGCCAGCACCAGGCUGCAGCUGUCCCUGGACAACAGGACUCUCACUAUACACGGUGUCACAAGGAAUGACACAGGACCCUAUGAGUGUGAAACUCGGAACCCAGUGAGUGCUGGUCGUAGUGACCCAUUCACCCUGAAUGUUCUCUAUGGCCCGGACGCCCCCACCAUUUCCCCCUCAGACUCCUCUUACCAUCCAGGGGCCAACCUCAGUCUCUCCUGCCACGCAGCCUCUAACCCGCCCGCACAGUAUUCUUGGUUUAUCAAUGGGAGGCCCCAGCUAUUCACACAGGAGCUCUUUAUCCCCAACAUCACUGCCAAUGAUAGUGGAUCGUAUACCUGCCUCGCCUAUAACUCUGGCACUCGGCUCAAUAAGACCACAGUCAAGACUAUCACAGUCUCUGAGCCAGUGGCCCGGCCCUCUCUCCAUGCCAGCAACACCACAGUCACAGGAAAUAAGGACUCUGUGGUCCUCACCUGCUCCACAAAUAACACUGGGGUCUCCAUCCACUGGUUCUUCAAUGGCCAGAGUCUAAAGCUCACAGAGAGGAUGAAGCUGUCCCAGGACAACAGCACCCUCACCAUAGACCCUGUCAGGAAGGAGGAUGCCGGGAAUUACCAGUGUGAGGUCUCCAACCCAGACAGUUCCAGCCAAAGUGACCCCAUCAGGCUGGAUGUGAACUAUGAAAGAAGCACCACAGGCCUCCCUGUGGGGUCCAUCAUUGGCAUUGCAGUCGGGGUCCUGGUCGGACUGGCACUGGCGGCUGCCCUGGGUUGUCUCCUGUUCCACAAAAGGACUGGAAAGGCCAGUGGCUGGUGUGAUCUCAGAGAGCUCUGUCGCCCAGCAUCCACUCCCCGACUCCCUGCCCGGCCCCACCACAGCCGUUCCCAUCUACCAGACCACUGGCCUCAAGGAGUGAAGGACCAAACUUUCCCAGGAGAUAAGGCCUGCCUACAUUGGAAAAUAGCUGCCCUGGGUGCCAGCAAGUCUGUUCAGGGUUGUGUCCAUAUACGACUAACCGCCUGGGCACCUGCUUCUCCUGCAUGCAGCCACCCUCCCUUUUCUCAUGCCUUCCCCUUUAAAGCACCCUCCACUCCCAAACCCUCUGGACAGGAAACAUGGUCUUUGAAACAUGAGUCCACCAUCUUCCCAGCAUACUGGCUUCCUGAAUAAAGCAACCUUUCCUGACCUAAAUGUGAGAUGGGAAUCCAUCAAAAUCCUUGAGGAGAACACAGGUAGCAACCUCUUCGACCUCAGCCGCAGCAACUUCUUCCUAGACACAUCACCGAAGGCAAGGGAAGCAAGGGCAAAAAUGAACUAUUGGGACUCCAUCAAGAUAAAAAGCUUUUGCACAGCAAAGGAAACCGUCAACAUAACCAAAAGACAACUGACAGAAUGGGAGAAGAUAUUUGCAAGUGACUUAUCAGAGAAAGGGCUAGUAUCCAAAAUCUAUAAAGAACUUAUCAAACUCAACACCCAAAGAACAAAUAAUCCAGUCAAGAAAUGGGCCGAAGGGGGCGCCUGGGUGGCUCAGUCGUUAAGCAUCUGCCUUCAGCUCAGAUCAUGAUCCCAGGGUCCUGGGAUCGAGCCCCACAUCGGGCUUCCUGCUCAGUGGGAAGCCUGCUUCUCCCUCUCCCACUCCCCUUGCUUGUGUUCCCUCUCUCACUGUGUCUCUCUCUGUCAAAUAAAUAAAUAAAAUCUUAAAAAAAAAAAAUGGGCCGAACAUGAGCAGACAUUUUCUGCAAAGACAUACAAAUGGCCAAAAGACACAUGAAAAAGUGUUCAACAUGACUCAGCAUCAGGGAAAUCCAAAUCAAAACCUCAAUGAGAUACCACCUCACACCAGUCAGAAUGGCUAAAAUUAACAAGUCAGGAAACGACAGAUGUUGGCGGGGAUGCGGAGAAAGGGGAACCCUCCUACACUGUUGGUGGGAAUGCAAGCUGGUGCAGCCACUCUGGAAAACAGUAUGGAGGUUCCUCAAAAAGUUGAAAAUAGAGCUACCAUAUGAUCCAGCAAUUGCACUACUGGGUAUUUACCCCAAAGAUACAAAAGUAGGGAUCCGAAGGGCUAUGUGUACCCCAAUGUUUAUAUUUAUAGCAGCAAUGUCCACAAUAGCCAAACUAUGGAAAGAACCAAGAUGUCCGUCAACAGAUGAAUGGAUAAAGAAGAUGUGGUAUUUAUAUAUACAAUGGAAUAUUAUGCAGCCAUCAAAAAAAGAACUCUUGCCACUUGCAAUGAUAUGCAUGGAACUAGAGGGUAUUAUGCUAAGCGAUAUAAGUCAAUCAGAGAAAGACAAGUAUCAUAUGAUCUCACUGAUAUGAGGAAUUUGAGAAACAAGACAGAGGAUCAUAGGGGAAGGGAGGAAAAAAUGAAACAAGAUGAAACCAGAGAGGGAGAAAAACCGUAAGAGACUCUUAAUCUCAGGAAACAA
This is a messenger RNA of Mirounga angustirostris (Northern elephant seal), 3096 nucleotides long. Its product is annotated as carcinoembryonic antigen-related cell adhesion molecule 6-like. The record is from RefSeq and is a predicted model, not a curated record. Gene Ontology annotation, biological process: signal transduction; regulation of immune system process. The transcript has 9 exons. Gene Ontology annotation, molecular function: protein tyrosine kinase binding. The coding region runs from base 110 to 1837 and encodes 575 amino acids. Gene Ontology annotation, cellular component: plasma membrane; cell surface. Lineage: Eukaryota; Metazoa; Chordata; Mammalia; Carnivora; Phocidae.